CUUCGUUUUGACACCACGAAGCGAACCUGUCGAUGAGAAGCCACGGAGUACAGUCGUAGGAAAGCAAUCACAAACGGCUUCACAAGUCCAACAAGAACGCACAAUAGAAAGACCUCCCUCUGAAAAUAUCACCCAACAACCCAACAACAGAUCAAGAUGUUCUCAGCAGCGCUCCGAAGUGGCUUGAGGCGACUGCCAGCAACGACGAAAUUCGCUUUUUCCAAAGUUGUCGCUCCAUCCUUUUCCACGGCUCCUUCCACGAGACCCUUUCAGAUUCUCGGAGUCCAACAAAUUGCAUUGGGAUCGACCGACAAGACCGGUAUGGACAAACUGUGGGGAGACAUUUUUGGACUCAAGCCCGAGAGUAACUUCAAGAGCGAAAAGGAAAAUGUCGAUGAAGAUAUCUUGCGAUUGGGUGCUGCCAAGUCACCGUUUGCAGUCGAAGUGGAUUUAAUGAUCCCCAUUGAUCCAGAAAAGAGUCCCAAGGUCCAUGUUCCACCGUUGAAUCACUUUGGAUUGUGGGUGGACAAUCUGGAAGAAGCCGUGGAAUGGAUGCAAGCCAACGGGGUCCGCUUUGCUCCUGGUGGAAUCCGCAUGGGCGCCGCCGGCCACAAUGUGACCUUUAUUCAUCCCAAGGGAAACGAAAAGUCCCCCAUCUGUGGCAAUGGAGUAUUGAUUGAACUGGUGCAAGCACCACAGGAAGUCAUUGAUGCCUUUCACAGAGAGUCCUAACGAAGCAAAGCCUCCGUGUCCUGAAACAGAUGCAAGUACAGUAGAGUUAGACAAUGCAACGAAGAAAGGAAGCAAACAAAGAAAUUACAACCAUUGCAAAAUGACGGCUCCAAGAAUGCACUUUGCUAAACGGUAGAAGAAUAUUGAAUACACGUUCAUGGCGGUAAAUAAGUCAAGCUGCAUUCUCCAUGUGCGGCAGCUAGCUAGUAGACCAACAAUCUAGCCGCCAACACUUCCAGAGUCGCAUCGGGCUUGAGUGCACUCUUAUUGUUCGUUCCAGUUAGCUGCUUUCUACUAAACCAAAUCUAUAAUACAAGAUUUCGUUUCCCAAACACAAAGGGCGGCUCGUUUCCUCCCGCCUUUUCGCAUUGCUUGGCUUUUUGGAGACUUCCCUUGGGAGGUACAAUGACGAGAUUCUUGAGAUCUUCGUCGGCGCCUCCCGGUUUGACCAAUUCUAGUAAAACGGCAAACAGCUCGGUGACGAGAAUGGGUGGCAUUUCGGCUGCCUUAUUGCCCUUGAUUUGUUUUUGGUAUUCCUGUAUCAAUUCGGACUUGCGAAAGUAGAGUGGCGUUUGUUGUUGAUUGUUGUUGGUAACCGGAAUGGUAAAGUUUUCCAUGUAAAAGAGCGGGACCUUGCCUUCGGGUAGAUCCGACUUUCCGGUGAUCUGCAAGGCAUCUUCAAUAUCGUCAAAGGCAGGUGCUACUUGAAAGUAGUUUUUGGUGUAUUGUGAUUUGGUAACGACCGUGACGGCGACAUCCAAUGGGAUGGUGGAAAUGCGUGCCAAUGUCCAGGGAUUGGUAUCGUCUUCCAGUGGCUGUUUUUCUCGUUUGGCUUGUCGAAUGGCCUUAUCGGCACUGUUCCGUGCCAGAUCCAACAAUCGUUUGGCUUCUUCGUACGUGGUAAAGAAAUAUCCAGUCACCUUGGCAUCUUCUCCCACGACCAUGAACGGGACACCACUGGCAUCGACAAUGGAAAAGGUAGGCACGGCAUGCAACAUGUCGGCCACGGAAUUGGUCGACAGCAAUCCACUACUGGUACUACCGUCUUCUUUUUCUGUGUCAGCCCAGGCAGGUCUUGUCGUCGAUAAUACCGUGGACGAGGCAGCCGCCACACAUAAUUGGGCCACUUUUCCACUCCAAUCGCGUCGAGAUACCAGCCAUUGAUCAGCACUGUAAUCAGCACCAGCAGAAAUGUCUGGCACUUUGAGUGUCCAGCCUGAAGAUAACCUAGAAAGAUACCCCAGGACAAUAAACAGAGUCCAUUGCACAGCUGUAGACUUCAUCUUCCGUUUAUUUUCUGAUGGCUCUUGCUUUGCUUCUGCUCACGCAAAUCCAAAUUGUUUCAACUUUGCCCAUUUGCCAACAAAAAUGAGCGGGAGGUGGUGUCACCAAAACACGUCAUCGCGGU
This is a messenger RNA of Seminavis robusta, 2140 nucleotides long. Lineage: Eukaryota; Bacillariophyta; Bacillariophyceae; Naviculales; Naviculaceae. The record is from the annotation of a GenBank genome assembly.